CUCGGGUCGCAUUUUGUACGUCGUCUUUCGGUCGCGGUGCGGUGCGGUUCUUAUUUUUUUUCGGAAUUUUUGCCUGGUGAAAAAUAAAAUCACCUGCCACAGUGAGUGCGGGGGGAAAAGUGCGGCUUUUCCCGAAUUGCCAAGUGCGUGAAAAUUACGUCGCGAAUAGUACGUGUGCUGUUUUGGGGUUGGAAAAGUGUGCAAGCUAGGCGCUGCAGUGUGAAAAAUAAUCGAGUGACCUCCGCCCUCCCUCAACGUCUCCGUCGUCGUCGUCGACGUCGGUUGUCCUGCUUGGGGUUGGGUUGCAGCGAUUAGGGAAGAAGCAAAGGCAAAACGUGAAGUGUGGUGCACGGUGUGUACGUGUGUGUGGUUGGUGUCCCUGAAAUCCUCGCACCGCUGGUAGAUGCAGAGUGGUACCACUCGGAUCAGCGAGGAUCCGGAGAAAAUCUAUAUUGUAGGAAGUGUGGUUGCGGGAUAUUUGUACGGGAAGCAGCCGAAGCCGGUUCCGAGCAACCAGGAAACAGUGUUGAUUCCAGAAGCACCGGAGCCCUUGCCACCCAGAUUGCCUCCUUCCUGAAAUAUCCAAGCUGCUACCGUUUGAAACGUACCUGCUAGGAGCUGCUAGAUUACAAGAUUGAUCGUUUAAGACGGCAUCCGGUUGUGAAGUCCGGCAAGGAUCCAUUCAUUCACCACUGAAGUAUUGUAAGAACGGAAGAAAGCAGGCGUUGCGCUUAACGCAUAACCUCGAAAGAUGUCGCUGUGGGCACGCGUUAACCAGCUCCCACAACCCGUCCUCGAGCAGAUCCGCUACAUCUAUGGCAACAGUUUCCCGAUCGAGGUGCGGCACUAUCUGGCGGAAUGGAUCGAGGAGAAAUUGCUCAACGUCCAAACCUACCAGCACGAGCAGGACAGUGCCUACGAGCAGGAUGCCGCCACCUUCCUCAACCAGCUGAUCAACGAGCUGGAGCGGACGGCCAUCAACCUGCCGGAGGAUAACGUGACCGGUCGGAUCCGGCUCAAUGAAUCGGCCCGCAACUUCCGGCAGCUGUUCUCGCACAAUCCCGUCCAGCUGUACUCCCAUCUGAUCAGCUGCCUGCAGCGGGAGCGGCAGUGCAUAGCCUACCCGGAGGACUGCGUCAACGUGCAGGAUCCGGAAAUCGCCGAAGUCAUCAACGGGCUCCAGCAGCUGCAGAUGUUCGUGCGAGCCAACGAAACCGAAAACCGCAAUCUGGUCAAAGACUACGAGCACCUGUUGCUCGAGAUUCACGAAAUUACCAAGAACAAAGCCCAAAUGGAAGCCAUUUCUAAUGAGCAGCUGCGGGAGCACGCCCGGGUCACCGUGACGCAGCAGGAACGUAGUGUAAACGAAACAGUCACCCUGAUUACCGGCAAGCGGCUGAAUCUGGUCGACAAUUUCCGCAAAACGAUCCAACUGACAUCGCAAGUGCAGGACAAAGUGCUGCACAAGUACCUGACGCAGUGGAAGAUCAACCAGGGCUUUGCCGGGAAUGGAGCAUCCGGCAUGAGUGCCAGCAAUCUGGACACCAUUCAGGCGUGGUGCGAAAAUCUUGCCGAAAUCGUCUGGAACACCAAGGACCAGAUUCGGCUGGCGAUGAAGAACAAAUCCAAACUGAACAUCGAAGAACCCAACUUGCCCGACUUUCUGCCGCAGUCGCUGGUCGAGGUGACCAAUCUGCUGAAGGCCCUCAUCACGACGACGUUCAUCAUCGAGAAACAACCGCCACAAGUGAUGAAAACCAACACCCGGUUCGCGGCGACCGUCCGGCUUCUAAUCGGUAACACGCUCAACAUCCGCAUGAGCAACCCGUUGGUUCGGGUUUCAAUUAUUUCAGAAGCGCAAGCACAGGCCACGCAGCAGUCCAACAAGGCGUCGGAGCAGUCUUGCGGAGAGAUCAUGAAUAAUACAGGAAAUCUAGAGUACAACGAAACCACUAAGCAGUUAUCGGUUAGUUUUAGAAAUAUGCAACUUAAGAAAAUCAAGCGAGCGGAAAAGAAGGGUACCGAGAGCGUGAUGGACGAGAAGUUUGCUCUGCUGUUCCAGUCCAGUUUCGCCGUUGGUCAUGGCGAUUUAGUCUUUUCGGUUUGGACGAUCUCACUUCCGGUGGUCGUGAUUGUGCACGGCAACCAGGAACCGCAAUCGUGGGCCACCAUCACCUGGGACAACGCGUUUGCCGACAUUAAUCGAGUGCCAUUUCACGUGCCGGACAAGGUGUCCUGGAACCUGCUAGCCGAGGCCCUGAACACCAAAUUCCGCGCCUCGACGGGGCGUUCCAUGACGCCGGAGAAUAUGCACUUCCUGUGCGAGAAGGCAUUCCGCGCCACCCUGCAGUAUCCGGUUUCGAAUGAUCUGACCAUCACGUGGUCGCAGUUCUGCAAAGAACCCCUUCCGGACCGGACGUUCACCUUCUGGGAGUGGUUCUACGCGGCGAUGAAGGUCACACGGGAACACCUACGUGGGCCGUGGAACGACGGUAGCAUCGUUGGCUUCAUCCACAAAUCCAAAGCCGAAGACUACCUGCUCAAGUGUCCCCGGGGAACGUUCCUGCUGCGGUUCUCCGACAGUGAACUGGGUGGCAUCACCAUCGCCUGGGUCAACGAAAGUAACGACGGCCAGCCGCAGAUCCUGCACAUUCAGCCCUUCACGGCGAAAGACUUUGCCACCCGGUCGCUCUCGGACCGGAUCCGUGACUUUGAGGACCUGUUCUACCUGUACCCGAACAAGCCGAAGAACGAAGCGUUCGAUCGGUACACGACUCCGCCCGGCCAGCCACGCAACCGCAACUACAUCCCCUCGGAGGUGCGGGCCGUACUUAUGCCGAGCAACAACAACCCUAUCAGCUACCCGAAUACGCCCAACUCGUACGGGCACCUGCAGUCGCCGGAUGCCUCCCGGGAUACGCCCAACAGCGGUUUCAACCUGGAGACCGAUCCGGUGAACCACCUGCCCUACCAACCGCUGGCCGACCUGGAGCUGGAAAACAUUGAUAUGUUUGCGUCGUCGUACAACUAGGAUGGAGUUGUAUAUGUUGGUGUGACACACGAAUAAGCACACACCUACACAUACGUUCACACCCACACACAAACUUAGGUGCAAAGAAAAUGAGUAACGAAAAUCAAAAGCUCCCCCCCCCCAUUUAUUUUCUAAUCUUUAGGUCAAAGUUUUAAGUUUUUCCCCACAAUGUAAGCGUGUGUGUGUGUGUGUGUGUGUUGGAGUUUUGUUCUAAAACCAUCUCUAUGUGCAUAGAUUUUAUCCGUCUAUUUUGAUUUAGCAGGAAUGCCCUAUCGAUCGCCCCCCUCUCCCCUAGUUUUACUUUCAGAAUGAAUGAACCAUAACAAUCGAAAAUCGCAUGUAGAUGUGUUAUGCCGGUAGCAUAUCGUAUUCUAGUGUUUAUUUACACUUAUAAGUUUGAAUGAAUAAGCAUUUAUGUUUUUUUUUUAGAAAAGCGAUAAUCAAAAUUUACGUUUUGUUAAGUUCUAAGUACACACGGUUUGGUUUAGUCAGGUCAGGACACAGCAAGAGAGCGAAGCAGGAAGAUGAGAAAGAAGAAGAAGAUAAAGUCGAUAUGUGGUAAACAUAACCCUAGUACCUUGAUUGAUGUGAAUAAAGCGGAAGAGCGUUGAUCGUGAGUAAGAUUUUACAAUUUCCAUAUUUUUGUCAUUUUGUAAAACCACCUAUCACUACUUACUAUUAAAGAUUAAACAAACAAACAAACAGAGGAAAAAAAAUAAAAUGAGUGUUGUGAUUGUUCUUCUUCUUGUGAUAGAGCAGUGUGUAAGCUAAGGAUACAAAGUGGAAAGUGUCGUUCAAUGGAGGGUAAAAAAAGAGAGGAAUUUACAACCUAAGGAAGCAAAUUUAUUCCGUAAGAUGAUUUAGCACUCUUAGCUCGUAGGAUUAAGACGUUAACGGCGGAAUGAUUACACAAAAACACACUGAAGUAGAAAAUGAUCCAUAAAUGGAAGUCGCAAAUGUGACAGACAGGAAAUUUCAAACGGUUUCGAAAAUUGAUUCUUAUAGACGACGAAGAUGAGCUUUAGAGAAAGAGAGGAUAGAGAGCGAGAGAGUGGGAGAUCAAGUUUAAUAGAUAGAAUGCAGUUUGUUCCAGCAACCAAAAUUCAAUGGUAAAGAAUAAAAAUCAUACAACGAAUUAAAACAAAGUUAUUGUAGGGUAAAAUGUGCAGUUAAAUUGUGGUAAAGAGAAGGAAAAAUUCAAACAAAUGUCAAUAUUUAGCGCAAAGUAAGAUGGACAGUUCAUUUUGCAACUGGGAAAUGUGUGUAAUAUGUUUCAGCUACUGAAAAUGGUGCAAUCCGUAGUUUUUUUUUCUUUCUUAAAAAAAGUAUGUUCGAAAUUUUAUUUUUUACUAGAAAAAAUUCUAUAAGAUUUUUGUCUGUUUGAAAUAUCUGUGACAUGGAUUUUUUUUUUGUAAACAAAUGUCGGCUCACAUCUCAACGUGGAGGGCGGUGCUUACGAGUAACUGAAGCAAAGAAGCAUUUGUUUUUCAGAUGAAUUUUUAUUCUAUGUUUUUUUAAGAUAAUGAUAGCGAACUGCAUUGGAAAAUGUCCUACCUUAUAUUCCGUAUGUGUCUUACUGUAGCAAAAAUGUUUCUCGUUGAGAUUUAAGCUAUUAUCUUUGCAAAUAUUCUUAAUAAACAAAAAACAACUGUUUGUAUUGUUGUAAACAAACAUUCAUACACACACACACAACCAAGGACACAGCUACAAAUGCCGUUCUCUGCAAGUACAUUUCGAACAACAGCGAGUGAGAUAAAUGUUCUAUUUGUAAACCAACCCAUUUUACACGAACACGAAUUUCAACUAUUCCAAGAAUAGUGCCAUAAGAGAGGGGAGAAGCAACACUAGGAUCAUAUAUGUAGCGUUUAGAGUAAAAUGAUGUUUUUUUUCCCAGAAAAAAAAAAUCUUUUUUUCUUUUUAUACUAAUUAUCCAUAUUGUUCGAAUCAAUGUGCUUUAUGAAUUUACACUACUGACGGUCGAAACGAUAAAAGGCAAAGAAGGUUCUAAUUUUUAUAUUCUUACUCGAUUCGGAGAAGUAGUUAGGCCAAUCCAGAAAGGAAAGAAAGCGUAAACAGGUUCGCGGGAAGGAUUUUUUAAAACAAAAAGAUUAUUUUGAUCAGAUUAUAACUUUGUAGAAACGGUAGCAGAUGGAAGAUAUUUUCCCGCCCCAGAAUUGUAAGGUUGAUAAUAUUUACUCAACGGUUCUUCACCCCCUUACACACGCAGACAUACCCACACUGUUGUACUGCAAACGAAAAAUAAUCGGUUUCAGAGAAAAUAACCAAGAUAAAGGAAAGCUUAGAAAACAAAAGUUAAAUAAAAUAUACAAUGAAUUCCGUAGUUCAGAGCAUUUGAUCUUCACGAUUACACACAGUUGAAAACGUUGGUACUUAGGCCACAGAAAACGUUUGACUUAAACUAUAUAUAUAUACAUACAUAUAUACACAUACAUUUACGAUAGAACAGAAAAGGUGUCAAUUGGAGAAAAAAAUAAAUAAAUGAAAGCAUCUUGAUUCUAGUUGGAAUGAAGAGUAAGUACGCAAGUAUACGGUUUUGCGCCCCGCGGCGCCCUUAACGACCCUAUGAAGAAAUAUGUAUACCUGAUCAAGAGACGAUAAACACAAAUUUUAUCAUUACUCUACAGUUUACAGUUUAUGGAUUAGCCUAUCAGAAAACCGAAGGGCACACAAAUACCUACAUACACGCAUUGUAGAAAUCAGCUUACAUAGAAUCAAGAGAAGAAGAAGAAAACACAGAAAACCCAUAUUUACAGUAACUUGCUGUGAGCAAGCAAGGCUAAUUUUACUCUGAUAUUGAGAGGGAUUGGAAACUUAAUACUUACUGCAGAGGAGAACAAGAGAAAAAAAAACAAACACAGAAGUGAAACAAUUGUAAUGAAAAUACGUCCAAAGACUUCCUUAGCAGGAAGAGAAAGAAAGUAAACUUACACUCACAUGCAUACCCUAUGCUUGGAUAGGCGCAACAAUAUUACAACAGAUUCACCUACACACCUCCACCAAAACACAACAAACUCAAAGCUAGAACACGAGUAUGCCUUUCGAGUUGAUUGAAACCUAAGGAAGAUA
Messenger RNA from Ochlerotatus camptorhynchus, 6118 nucleotides. It is a transcript of the gene Stat92E, whose product is annotated as Signal transducer and transcription activator Stat92E. The record is from RefSeq and is a predicted model, not a curated record. Gene Ontology annotation, molecular function: RNA polymerase II cis-regulatory region sequence-specific DNA binding; DNA-binding transcription factor activity, RNA polymerase II-specific. Bases 752 to 3031 code for a protein of 759 amino acids. Lineage: Eukaryota; Metazoa; Arthropoda; Insecta; Diptera; Culicidae. Gene Ontology annotation, biological process: regulation of cell population proliferation; regulation of transcription by RNA polymerase II; cell surface receptor signaling pathway via JAK-STAT. The transcript has 9 exons.